GGAGCAGAUCUCCAGUGCAGACCUAGUGGAUCUCUGUGGAUACAAGAUCACAGGGCGCAGCGGCCAUGGAAGAACUUACGGCUUUUGUAUCUAAGUCCUUUGACCAAAAGAGCAAGGAUGGCAGCAGUGGUGGCAGCAGCAAGAAGGAGACCAUUACAUACAGGGAAGUUCUGGAGACAGGCUUAGCUCGGGCCAGGGAGCUGGGCAACUCUGAUGGCAACCUCCAGGACAUUACAGACACGGGCAACCACUGCUCCCUGCACCUCUACAAGGAGCACCCAGACAUGGACAAGGACAAGCUGAAGGACUACAACCCCAGCAGGAUAUCCGAGGGAAUCUACGAGUGUAAGGACAAGAGAGAAGACGUGAAAUCAGAGGACGAGGAUGGGCAGACCAAGCUGAAGCAGAGGAGAAGCAGGACCAACUUUACCUUAGAGCAGUUAAAUGAACUGGAAAGACUUUUCGAUGAGACUCACUAUCCUGAUGCGUUUAUGAGAGAAGAGCUCAGUCAGAGACUAGGACUCUCUGAAGCCAGGGUUCAGGUAUGGUUUCAGAACCGAAGAGCAAAAUGUAGAAAACAAGAAAAUCAAAUGCAUAAAGGUGGGUAUGGAGUCAUUCUGGGGACAGCAAGUCAUUUAGAAACAUGUAGAGUUGCACCAUACGUGAAUAUGGGAGCACUGAGGAUGCCUUUCCAGCAGGUCCAAGCUCAGUUACAGUUGGAAGGAGUAGCACAUGCACAUCCUCAUCUUCACCCGCACUUGGCUGCUCAUGCACCUUAUCUCAUGUUUCCUCCUCCUCACUUUGGACUUCCUAUUGCAUCACUGGCAGAAACUGCAUCUGCCGCAGCUGUGGUUGCAGCUGCUGCUAAAAGCAACAGCAAAAACUCUAGUAUUGCUGACUUGCGACUCAAAGCCAGAAAACAUGCAGAGGCUUUGGGACUCUGACAUUUUUAGUCAUUGGUUGAAUUGAAAACUGACUUUGUUUCUCUUUUUCUGCCAUUUUAUGACUCUACAGACACCAAAUGUGUUGGUAAAUGCUUUGCAAGUGUAAAAAAAAAUAAUGAUGGGCCUGUACCUGCUUCUCUUGAAGAACAUCAAGGAGUGUGGAGGAUUUUUUAAAAUCAAAUAUGCCAUUCGGUUUAAUUCAUCGCACAUCAUGAUUUUUUAUGAUGCUCGCAACCACAGAGAUUCUCAACCAGAAUGACGACAGGAGUAGUUAAGAACAUAGCCUUAUAUUAUUUGGACAAACAUGAUCACAUUUGAAGACAAAUGGAAGCUGAGAUUUUUUUAAUCCUUGAUAACAAAAUGAACUUGACAAUAUUGGCUGCUUUUAGUUUUUCUUCUGCAUGUUCCUGAGCAAAAAAAAUAAUAUCAAAACAAAAAAAUGGAAAACGUAUACAUAGAUCAAUAUAUUAUAAAUAUCAGAUCACUGGGGCUGGUCUCCAUAAUGCCAAUGCUAUUAUUUCACUGCCACAAGAAUCUUCCUUUGCAGAUACAGUUUCCCAAACCUAUAAUGGAGUUUUGGAUAUGAAAAAAAUAUGAUAUGUAUAGUAGUCCUCUCACCUUCUCACGAAAGCAGGCAGCAAUAACGUAUUUUUUUCCAAUGAUCAUAUGUUGGAAAGGAAUCAUAUAUGCUAAGUACACCAUAUAUUGGUGCAUUCAGUUUACUGAAAAAGAAACUGGUUUUGCUAUAGCAUACUUUUACCAUUACAUGACAUCAUGUUCUUUGUGCCAUUUACCUGUACUUAGUCAUCAUGUUAAAAUGCCAUAUAUUUGGAAAUCCCAUAGAUCUUAAUUUAUUGGAAAGAAGAAGAAGUUAGAACAAUGGUGUUCAGGAAAUAGUGAGACAGAAUGAAUUCUAGUUAAUGCAAUUAAGUGCAGUAAAGUGCAAUACUGUAAAUAUUAUAGAAAUAAAGAAUGACAUCUUCAGAUGUUGAUAAGUAAUUUUGCAUUCACCUAGGCCCAGCCUUUUGUGCUUCACUUGGGUGUUGCAGUUCAUUUGCCAAAUGAGUGAAUUCCAUGGGAAUGGAUUGAAUAAUAUUGUCUUCUUCCUUGUAUGAGGAAAACUACCAUGGUUUAGUCAAUGUGCCAUAUGAUGAUGAUUUCAGCUCAAAAGCUGACAUGGUAGUUGUUAUUUUUAUGUUUUUUUAAAUUAUGAAUUGAAUACAUCUUGGAAUAAUAGCCCAUUACUGGAAAAUACUGGUUGCAGUAAGCAUUGCAAGGUAUUGAUAAUGUUACAGAAAUACCAAAGUGUUUGCUUUUUAUCUUAUUUAAUGUAAAACGUGUCCAAAUAACUUUUCAACAUAUUGUUGUGAAUUGCAAAAACCCAACACUUUUAGCGAAUUAUGAGAAAAGAAAAGAAAAAAUAUGUCACCAUUUCUGUUUGACAUUUGUGUUCCAUACAUAUAAGACAGGCAAACCAUUUUGAUUCUUUGUAAAAAUGUAAGUGGAUGUUUUAUUUAUUUUUCUGUUUGAAAUUUUAUAAAUGUGUAAUAUUUUAAUUAUGUUGAGUAUACAUUUUAAUAUGCUUUGCAUUUAUUUUUAUAUGUUGGAAACCCAUUGCUUUUGCCAUAGGUUUCAGGCAAUUAGCCAAAUCUGAAACACAUUUUUGUCAUUCUUUAUGCCCAUAGAAAUGUAGUCCGUUUGAUUCUUGCUGGAGACAUUGCCAAGUAGGAUUGAUCAUCUGAUGAAUUAAUCUGAUUGAUUUAAUAAGAUGCAUACAUUAUGCCAAAUGUCCAGGGGCAUAAUGUCACCUAAUAGAAUACAUUGGGCUGCAUACUUAUUGUAUGUCUGAAUGAACAGACAUUUCAGGGAUACUAGAAUAAUAGCCUAUUUAUAGCAAACUGAUUUUAAAAUCUGUCAUUUUGCAUCCUUGAACAUUUUUUUCUUUCAAGCCAGCAUGCUUCAGCACAGAUUCACUAAAAACAUGUUACAUUGAGUUUCAGAGUUUAUUGG
This is a messenger RNA of Bufo gargarizans (Asiatic toad), 2954 nucleotides long. It is a transcript of the gene SHOX, whose product is annotated as short stature homeobox. Gene Ontology annotation, cellular component: nucleus. Gene Ontology annotation, biological process: regulation of transcription by RNA polymerase II. The coding region runs from base 66 to 944 and encodes 292 amino acids. NCBI's taxonomy places the organism in Eukaryota, Metazoa, Chordata, Amphibia, Anura, Bufonidae. Gene Ontology annotation, molecular function: sequence-specific double-stranded DNA binding; DNA-binding transcription factor activity, RNA polymerase II-specific. The transcript has 5 exons. The record is from RefSeq and is a predicted model, not a curated record.